UUGACCUUUCAUUUUUGUUCCAUUCUUAGUGUGUGCCAUACCUAAUUGCAAUGGGCACAGACCCGGAGCCGUCCAUGCGGAACAAAUCGGAUCAGCAGCUGAUAGAGAUUGACAAGAAAUACACUGGAUUCAUUCACAUGAAAGCGGUGGCUGGCAUAAAGAUGUCAUACCAGGUCCAGCAAGCAAUCAUUUCUGAUGCAAAGCGCAUAGUGCGUGGGUUCCGGCAGGAUGAGUCCAACAGUGCCCUGUGCUCCCAUCUCUAUUCAAUGAUUCGGGGGAACCGACAGCACAGACGGGCUUUCCUGAUCUCAUUGCUCAACCUCUUUGAUGAUGCUGCGGUAUGCAAAACAACCUUUACUCUUAAAUUGGAUUGGGAGGGUAAACCACCCUUUCCCCAUGUUGAUGAGGACAAGAGCUUCAUCACCACAUCCGGCCCCAAGAAGAUGUGGGAGGUCUACUGGAAUAGUGUGGGGGCAGCAGAAUAG
Nanorana parkeri is the source of this 485-nucleotide messenger RNA. Its product is annotated as nipped-B-like protein A. Gene Ontology annotation, cellular component: Scc2-Scc4 cohesin loading complex. Gene Ontology annotation, molecular function: chromatin binding. The transcript has 3 exons. The record is from RefSeq and is a predicted model, not a curated record. The coding region runs from base 51 to 485 and encodes 144 amino acids. Lineage: Eukaryota; Metazoa; Chordata; Amphibia; Anura; Dicroglossidae. Gene Ontology annotation, biological process: replication-born double-strand break repair via sister chromatid exchange; brain development; establishment of protein localization to chromatin.